AACAGUAAAACUUUAUCUCUCUUCUUCUCCACAAUGUCUAAAACGAAUGUAAGAAGACAUAUUCUUGAGAAGAGCACAAGUGUCAAAGAUACACAGAAAAUAUUGAACCACAGCUUUUUCACCAAAAACCUCAAGAAAGUGUACCCUAUUGGCCUUCAGAAAAGCACUUCAUCUUUAUCUUUAUCGUCAGUGUCCUUGUCUUUGUCACAAAACUCAAAUGACUCUUCUCCGGCUGAUUCUUUGACUCCUCUGGAUGAAAAGAUUUCACUCGCACUGCGUUUGCUUUCCCCGCGUGAAAGACGAGAACCUACCUUAGCUACUAAACCUUCUCUACAGCAACACCAACAAUCAGUCACCACCGAACCUGGAGAAUUGAAACGAUGCAACUGGAUCACAAAGAACAGUGAUAUGGCGUACAUAGAAUUUCAUGACGAGUGCUGGGGAGUUCCAGCUUAUGAUGACAACAAAUUGUUUGAGCUGCUUGCAAUGUCUGGACUGCUUAUGGACUACAAUUGGACAGAAAUUCUUAAAAGAAAGGAAUCUCUUAGAGAAGUAUUUGCUGGAUUUGAUGCUAAUACUGUUGCCAAAAUGGAGGAAAAGGAAAUCAUGGAGAUAGCUUCAAACAAAGCACUUUCUUUAGCUGAUAGCAGAGUUAUGUGCAUAGUAGACAACGCCAAAUGCAUAAUGAAGAUUGUAAAAGAAUUUGGAUCAUUCAGUAGCUAUAUAUGGGGUUAUGUAAAUCAUAAACCAAUAAUAAACAGAUACAGAUACCCAAGAAAUGUGCAAUUGAGGAGUCCAAAAGCAGAGGCUCUUAGCAAGGACUUGGUAAAGCGAGGAUUUCGGUUCGUUGGUCCAGUGAUAGUGCACUCUUUUAUGCAGGCCGCAGGAUUGACCAUUGAUCAUCUUGUGGAUUGUUAUAGGCAUAGUGAGUGUGUAAGCUUGGCAGAAAGACCUUGGAGGCAUAUUUGACAUGCUCUGAUUCACUAGUGGAACAGAAUUUUCACUUGGGUAAAACUGAAGUACAUUUUAACAGAUAAUUUUGUACUAUUUUUUAAUUAAAAUUAUGUUUUACCUCAAUAAUAUGUAAUAAUAUUAAAUACUGACAUCUUAUUGAGGUACAAUUUUAAUUUUAAUAGAAAAAUAGUACUAAAAACACUUACACACUGCCCUUAAGUUUUAUACUAUAUAAGCACGGUUACUCACUCAGUUUUUCCAUGCAUGUCAACCAAAUAUGGACAUGAAUGUUGUUUAGUUUCCUUGUUUCUUCGUCUUUUGUUUUUUAUUUUUGAUUUUCGGUUCUUUUUUCUUCCUAUUCAUUUCAU
Messenger RNA from Abrus precatorius (Indian licorice), 1322 nucleotides. Its product is annotated as DNA-3-methyladenine glycosylase-like. Bases 34 to 969 code for a protein of 311 amino acids. The record is from RefSeq and is a predicted model, not a curated record. Gene Ontology annotation, molecular function: DNA-3-methyladenine glycosylase activity. The transcript is spliced from 5 exons. Gene Ontology annotation, biological process: base-excision repair. NCBI's taxonomy places the organism in Eukaryota, Viridiplantae, Streptophyta, Magnoliopsida, Fabales, Fabaceae.